AACCGCGCCGCGGAGGUGACACGCGCACAGGAAGGGAGGGGGGAGCGUGUGAAGGCGCUGCAGAGCGCGCGCGCAGCGACUCACGCGGCGGCAGAAGGACCGGAUCGGGACGCAGAGCGGCCGCGCGACAUGUCUGUGAUGGGGAGGGUGGCUCUGGUGACCGGGGGGGCGCAGGGCAUCGGCAGGGCGGUGGUGGAGGCGCUCCUGAGGAGCGGCGCGAAGGUCUCCGUGGUGGACAUCAACCAGAGCUGUGGCGACGUCUGCAAGUCCGAACUGGACGCCGAGUUCGGAGGCGACAACUGCGCCUUCAUCCAGUGUGACGUCACCGACGGACACGCUCUGAGAGACGCCUUCCAGAAGACCGUGGAGCUGUUUGGACGUCUGGACAUCGUCAUCAACAACGCCGGCAUCAACAACGAGAAGAACUGGGAGAAGACCAUCGACGUCAACCUGACCUCGCUGAUCAAGGGAACCUACCUGGGCCUGGAGCACAUGAGCCGGGAGCACGGCAAGCGGGGGGGGACCAUCGUCAACGUGUCCUCCAUGGCAGCCUUCUUGCACUCGCCUCACCAGCCGGUUUACACCGCCACCAAGCACGGCGUCAUCGGCUUCACCCGCGCGAUGGCGGACGCGUCCAUCCUGGGGAACUACGGCGUUCGCAUCAACGCGCUGUGCCCCGCCUUCGUGGACACGCCCCUGCUACAGUCGGUGGAGGACGAGGACAACAUGGGCAAGUUCAUCAAGUUCAAGGAGGACUUCAAACGCAGCAUGGACAAGUUUGGAGUUCUGCAGCCGUCGCUGAUCGCCGAGGGGAUGAUGACGCUGAUCACCGACCCCUCGCUGAACGGAGCCGUGAUGAAGAUCACCUGCUCCAAAGGAAUCCACUUCCACACCUACGAGCCCAUGUCCACCUGAGCCCCGACCAGGACACCUCCUCCUCCUGCAGGAGGACCAGACAGACCUGGGAGGAGCACGAGCGUCGCUCCUCGGAGCUUCCUGCUCUAGAACGUUCUGCUGCGGCUUCAUGCGACCGAUAGUCCAAAUUGUGACGGAACCAGAGUUUAGGGAUGAACGGACGUUCUCACCAACGGUUCUGCUCCGGAAAGGCUGGAGGACCUGAAGCUGUGGACGGGAGAGUUAUCGCCGCCACUUUGACGUUUUUACCGUUUCCGACAUUUGGAACAAAAUCAGGUUCUAAGCAAAAACCAAAACGUUCUCCUGUUUCAGGUUCUCUGGUUUUCAUGACUCCAAGUCCAGAAAAGUAAAGAAUCUGUAAACUCUGA
This is a messenger RNA of Oryzias latipes (Japanese medaka), 1283 nucleotides long. RefSeq names its product 15-hydroxyprostaglandin dehydrogenase (gene hpgd). Lineage: Eukaryota; Metazoa; Chordata; Actinopteri; Beloniformes; Adrianichthyidae. Gene Ontology annotation, cellular component: cytoplasm. Gene Ontology annotation, molecular function: oxidoreductase activity, acting on the CH-OH group of donors, NAD or NADP as acceptor. The record is from RefSeq and is a predicted model, not a curated record.